GCUUGCGCGAAGACCCUGUGAUUUCGCAAUAUAAAUGUUGUGCAAAAGAAAGUGACCCACUUGCUGCGCUAAAGCUGGUGUGACUGGGUGGCGAACUUUAUAAGAGUGUUUUUGGCCUCAACAACAAGCCAUGCAGCUUACAAUGCAGACAAAGCGCACGGUCCUCAGUUGUUUCCUCGUACUUGCAUUUCUGCCAGCAGUGCUAUCAGGCUACGUGAAGGGCAAUAAUGGCAGAAUAUCAUUGCCAACAGAAUGCUAUCCACAUUGCGUUGAAGGUCUAAAAGGAGCAUGUUUCAUAAAUGCCAGCAACCAAUGCCAGUGCCACUGUGUGCCCCAUAAUUGCAACGCCUGCGCCAUUGUGCGAGAGAAAUAUCGCUGUUCCGGAAAUGAGAUUCACCUGUGCAAUAUUAGGAAUCAGUUGUGCGAGUGCGGUUGUGUUCCGCCGGGAUUAUGGUGAGAAUAGCAGCUGCUGAGUAUGAAAUUGGAAUCCAGGUUGUAACUAAGCUGCAUAUUUUUCGCACGCUUGAGGACUUCUCUCUCUUAGAUAUGCACGUAAUAAACAUUCAAUAAAGAUGCAAUCCUUUUU
Molecule: messenger RNA, 586 nt
Organism: Dermacentor silvarum
Lineage: Eukaryota; Metazoa; Arthropoda; Arachnida; Ixodida; Ixodidae
Exons: 5
Coding region: 131-457 (108 amino acids)
Source: RefSeq, a predicted model, not a curated record